This is a messenger RNA of Beta vulgaris subsp. vulgaris (sugar beet), 1208 nucleotides long. Its product is annotated as UMP-CMP kinase 3. Gene Ontology annotation, biological process: 'de novo' pyrimidine nucleobase biosynthetic process; CDP biosynthetic process; UDP biosynthetic process. Gene Ontology annotation, cellular component: cytoplasm; nucleus. The record is from RefSeq and is a predicted model, not a curated record. The transcript is spliced from 9 exons. Gene Ontology annotation, molecular function: UMP kinase activity; ATP binding. The coding region runs from base 306 to 1037 and encodes 243 amino acids. Lineage: Eukaryota; Viridiplantae; Streptophyta; Magnoliopsida; Caryophyllales; Amaranthaceae.
UCUUGGGUAUAGAAAAAAUCCCAUAUGGCAGGAAUGCUACCCUUCGAGAUAUGCAUGCAAACUUCCGUUGAAAAUUAGUCUACUCGUUAAAGGCGGUGGGAAACUCCUUCGUACUAGGAAAAAGAAAAAUAAGCACACGAUAGCGAGUCAAAAAAUAUAAACCACCAAUUCUAAUAUUCUACUUUCCUUCCUUUCUAGUUUCUACUAGUGCCAGCCACAACACAAGCCUUGUCAAUUCCUCGCCUUGGCCUUGUAACUGUGAGGAACCCCAAUAGAAACUCCAACGAGUUGUAUAGUGUAUUAAUAUGAAAUCUGGUGGCGCUGCUGCUACUAGCCAUAACCAGGCAUCUGACUGUCGUAAGAAAUGCCCAAGUUGUGUUCAGUGGUUACCUCUGUGCAAGAAGAAAAAGCAGGAUUCAAUGGAAAAGUUUUCAAAUCGUGACAUUAUUGUAUAUGUUCUAGGUGGUCCUGGGAGUGGAAAGGGAACCCAAUGCUCAAAGAUUGUUGAACACUUUGGUUUUACUCAUCUAAGUGCCGGAGAACUCCUUGAAACAGAAGUUAAGAGCGGAAGUGAAACUGGAAAAAUGAUUCAGGAAUUCAAGAAGGAAGGAAAACUAGUACCAUCUGAGGUUGUCGUCAAACUUCUACAACAGGCAAUGCAGAAAAGUCGGAACAGGAACUUUCUUAUUGACGGUUUCCCACGCAACGAAGAAAAUCGUGUGGCUGCUGAGAAAAUGUUGAAUAUUCAGCCAACUAUAGUAUUAGUAUUUGAUUGUUCUGAAGAGGAGACAAUCAGGCGUGUUCUGCACAGAAAUCAGGGAAGGGUUGAUGAUAACAUGGACACGAUAAAGAAACGUCUCAAAGUAUACAAAGAAUCAACAUUGCCUGUGAUUGAUUACUUCACCAGAAAGGGGAAAGUUCGAAAGAUCAAUGCUGAGAAACCCAUCGAAGAGGUAUUUAGGUCAGUGGAGGCUGUAUUUUCUGAGCUUGGAUUAGCGAAGCAUACAGUUGGGAGAGCUUGUGUUCAAACAGCAUAAUUGAGUUUACCAAAAAAAAUAAACUUAUGGGGACACAUUUAGUUUUCAUUAUUAAUCUUGAUGGGAGAUUCAAGUUAUCUAACUUGUACUAUAAUCGACAAAAGAAGUCUAAUGUUGCAAGUAUUAAAGAACGAAAGAAAUAAUAGUUUAGUUGAAGAAUGAUGACAGAUA